UCUGCUCACAGGAACGAGUAUACCGCUUUACCUGCAACCGCCACGGCGCGACCCCCGUUUUCAGUUCCAUCUCAAAAUUAAAAGCCCCUGGCUGGCGUUCGUUCUAUUUUGCGCGGACAAAGACAUUUUUCGAAUCCAAAACCGAAGCUUUCAGAAAGAACGAAGAAACUAGAGGGAGCAGUGAAGGAGGUUAGGGUUUGCAACAAUGUCGGAUUCUGAAACAAUGGAGGUUCUUAGGGCUAGUAAGGACGCUGAGUUGGGGAAGGAGAACACUGAUGAUAAUAGUUUAGCUUCCACCGGCAAGGUGAAGGUUGAGCUGCAGAUUUCGGAGGAGAUGAAUGGUUCAGGGGCUGAAAUAAAAGAUUUAAGAUGCGGGGAUUGGUUGGACGAUACGAAGGUUCUUAGGGCUUGUAAUGACACUGAGUUGGGGAAGGAGAAGACUGAUGAUAGUAGUUUUGCUUACAGCGGCAAGGUGAAGGUUGAGCCUUUGGAGGAGAUGAAUGGUUCAGGUGCUGAAAUAAAAGAUUUAAGAUACGGGGAUUUGUUGAGCGACACAAAGCAGUGCGAUCAAGAUGAAUCUGAAGGCAAGGUCGCAAUACCGGCAGAGGCGGUCAAUGAAGAAGAAUCAGAUGGUGGGAUUGUGGCUUCUGUUGGGAAGCGGAAGAGGAAGGCUAGCUUAGAGUUUGAUAAGAAGCAGGAUCAGUUCAACGAAGAUGGAUUGGAUGGUGGGAUUGUGGCUUCGGCAGGGAAACGGAAGAGGAAGACUAGCUUGGAAUUUCAGAAGGAGGACCAGCCGAUGAGUUUUUCAUACAACGAGGAAGAAUCGGAUGGUGGGAUUGUAGCUUCUGUAGGGAAGAGGAAGAGGAAGAGGAAGAGGAAGAGGGAGAGGGAGGCUGGCUUAGAGUUUGAUGAGAAGCAGGAUCAGUUCAAUGAAGAUGGAUCGGAUGGGGUGAUUGUGGCUUCGGUAGGGAAACAGAAGAGGAAGACAAGCUUAGAGUUUGAGAAGCAGGAUCAGCAGUGUGAUGAAGGCAAAAUUGAAGCUGGGAUUGCAUCAUCUGUCAAGAAUCGGAAGAGGAAAGCUCCCAUAUAUUAUGAUUAUGAAAAGAACGAUCAGGGUUCUAAGAGAAAAUUACUGACCGGUGAAGAUGCGCUAAUGUGCCAUCAAUGCCAAAGGAAUGACAAAGGAGCUGUAGUGAGAUGUAUGACUUGCAAAAGAAAACGGUAUUGCUAUCCGUGUAUGAAGAGAUGGUAUCCACAGUUGACACCUGAAGACUUUUCUAUUGAGUGUCCAUUUUGUCGGUUCAAUUGCAAUUGCAAAUCAUGCUUACGCAUGAGAGGAAUUUCUGAGCCUCCUAAAAGAGAAAUUCAAGAUGAGGAACAAAGACGGAAUUAUUUAUAUAUAUUACGUUUGUUACUUCCAUGGUUUAAAGAACUGCAGAAGGAACAACAAAUGGAAAAGGAAAUUGAGGCUCGGUUAAAAGGUCUUGCAUUCAAUGAAAUAAAAUUACAAAAAGCUCCUUGUGCGAAAGACGAACGUAUAUACUGCAAUUACUGCAGCACAUCAAUUGUGGAUUUUCAUCGAAGCUGCCCUUGUUGUGCAUACGACUUAUGCUUAUCUUGCUGUCGAGGGCUUCGAGAAGGCUGUUUGCCUGGUCAUAAUGGACAAUGUGGAAUAAAUGCUGAUAUCAAUGAAAAUUUUCUUAUUGCACUCAUGCAAUGGAGAGCAAAUGAUGAUGGCAGUAUACCUUGCCCGCCAGAAGUAGUCGGUGGCUGUGGCAAUUCUCUUUUGCAGCUUAAGCAUAUUUUUUCAGAAAAUAUGCUUCUCAUGUUGGAAGAGAAGGCUAACAUCAUUGUUGGGCUUGAAAGCAGUGAACAUAAAGUGUUGCAUGAAAACUCUGGAGCUUCCACUUGUUUCUGUGUGUCAGAAAAAAAUGAUUCUGUUAGUGUCGCAAUAAGAAAGGCAGCAUCUAGAGAAGGCUGUGAUGAUAAUCUUUUAUAUUGUCCAAGUGCUAGAUAUGUUCAAGAGGGAGAAGCGGAGCAUUUCCAGAAGCAUUGGGCUAAAGGUCAGCCUGUUAUUGUUCGUGAUGUACUUGAUCUAUCUUCUGGAUUGAGCUGGGAGCCAAUGGUUAUGUGGCGUGCAUUGCGGGAGAAGAAAGUGAGAAAGGUUAAAUCUGAAAAUUUUGAAGUAAGGGCGAUUGAUUGUCUGGACUGGUGUGAGGUUGAGAUAAAUAUUCAUAUGUUUUUCCAUGGAUACUCUACUGGGCGAUAUCAUCGAGAUGGUUGGCCUGAGAUGCUUAAACUUAAAGAUUGGCCUCCUUCUAGUUCCUUUGAGGAACGUCUACCACGUCAUGGUGCUGAGUUCAUUUCCACUUUACCUUUUCAAGAAUAUACAAAUCCUCGGGAUGGCCUUCUAAAUCUUGCUGUGAUGCUUCCUGAUGGUGUUUUGAAACCCGACCUUGGUCCAAAAACAUACAUUGCUUAUGGAUUCUUUGAAGAGUUGGGGUCUGGUGAUUCCGUCACCAAGCUUCACUGUGAUAUGUCUGAUGCGGUGAAUGUACUAACACACACUACAGAAGUUCCCCUUACGAAAGGCCAGCUUUCUAAAAUUGAAUUAGUAAAAAGACAAAAAAGAGAUAAACAAAAGAACUCUGAUAUCAAACUAGAUAAUGAGGUCAAUCAAGAUGUGCAGAGUACUUUUUCGAAUUGCAAGGACCAGCAGUUGCUAGCUGGUGGUGCUAAAUCUUGCUCUAAUAAUGAAAAAAUUGAUAGUGAGAUCCAUGAAAUAGAUAAUAAAGCUACUUUGGUGCUUGAUGGCAUUAAUUUGGAUGCCCUUUCUGAAGGAAAGCUUUCUGAUUCCUCUCCUUCUUUGGGUGAACAAAAUUUAGUCUUGCUUGCUGAUAAAGCUCGGAUUUCAAGCAAAGGAUUUCAUUCUAUGAGUAGCCACAAAGUUGAACACGGUGAAAAUUGUUCUUCAAGUGUUGAACACAGUGAAAAAUGUUCUUCAAGUGUUGUUCAGCCUACCUGUUCUGCAGAUGCUUUAGCUGCUAGAACUGUGGGAGAUUCAUUAAUAAACUUAGAUCAUCAUGAUUAUUUAAGUCUAGGAAGAACAAGUGAAUUUUUUGAAACAUCAGAUUCAAAACCCAAAGACAAUAAUCAAAAUAUUGAUGGAAAAUGCGUCAUUUCUUAUCGUCGGAAAAGGGGUAGGCCUAGGGGAUCAUCAUAUAAACAUCAUGGCGGCAGACAUGCUUUAUCUUCUAGCCCUAGAAAUUCUCAAAUUGUGGACAAUGAGAAAACAAGAAGAGGAAGGCAUAUUCAGAAAGUAAAUGAUUCGGCAAGCAUGUUUGGUAAACAACAUGCUACUCUCCAAGACGACAUGAUGGAUAAAGAGCACAUAGAAGGUGGUGCUCUGUGGGAUAUCUUCCGAAGAGAAGAUGUCCCUAAAUUAGAAGAGUAUAUUCGGCAGCAUUUCAGCGAGUUCAGACAUAUACAUGAUAAGCCAGUAAAUAAGGUAUUCCAUCCUAUACACGACCAAUCUUUCUAUUUGUCAAUGGAUCACAAAAGGAAACUUAAGGAGGAAUAUGGAAUUGAGCCAUGGUCGUUUGUGCAGAAGCUUGGAGAGGCUGUAUUCAUCCCAGCGGGAUGCCCGCAUCAGGUUAGAAACUUGAAGUCUUGCAUAAAGGUUGCUCUUGACUUUGUCUCACCUGAAAAUAUUCAUGAGUGUGUGAGGCUGACAGAAGAAUUCCGCAUGCUUCCGCGGGAUCAUAGGGCUAAGGAAGAUAAGUUAGAGGUGAGAAAAAUAGCUCUCCAUGCUUUCAUUCACGUUGUGGAGACUUUAGACAAAGCAACAAGGAACGCACGGCCCGAUAUUGAAAGCAACAAAAGGACAUGCAACGCAACAGGGUGCUGAUUCUUCUUCAAAAGUCACCAUUCAGGGAUACAUUUUAUGAAGGGAUUGCCUGAUAUUGCUGAUUUUUUGGUGCAUUUUUGUUUUUAUUCUGGUCCUGUGAAAGGGCGCAUCUUUUCAGGAAUGUUCAAUUACUUUUUAAGAGCUACUAUUUUUUUUUUAUUUGGUUAGUGUGUUAGUUGAAAGUUAGUAAAUUGGAUUUCAUUUGUCUUUUUUUUUCUUAAU
This is a messenger RNA of Phalaenopsis equestris, 4129 nucleotides long. RefSeq names its product lysine-specific demethylase JMJ25-like. The record is from RefSeq and is a predicted model, not a curated record. Gene Ontology annotation, cellular component: chromatin; histone deacetylase complex. Gene Ontology annotation, biological process: regulation of transcription by RNA polymerase II. Gene Ontology annotation, molecular function: chromatin DNA binding; transcription coregulator activity; histone H3K9 demethylase activity. Bases 206 to 3907 code for a protein of 1233 amino acids. The transcript has 22 exons. Lineage: Eukaryota; Viridiplantae; Streptophyta; Magnoliopsida; Asparagales; Orchidaceae.